Phragmites australis (common reed) is the source of this 894-nucleotide messenger RNA. RefSeq lists its product as uncharacterized. The record is from RefSeq and is a predicted model, not a curated record. The transcript has a single exon. The coding region runs from base 127 to 693 and encodes 188 amino acids. NCBI's taxonomy places the organism in Eukaryota, Viridiplantae, Streptophyta, Magnoliopsida, Poales, Poaceae.
CACAGCAGCUGCAGCCUUGUCGUGGAGACAGACACGGACGCAGCUCGGUCGCGGCCGGCAUCCAACAAGUAAACUUCGCGCGCAGAGGCGAGCAAAAAAUUACUUGAUCGCGGUCUCCACAACUCCAUGGGCGAGACAUGCGGCAGAAUCUCCAUUGUCCUCUCCUCCACGGCCAUUGCCGAUCCCCACGCACAGUCACCGGAGCGAGAAGCCGACAAGGCUCCGGACAACACCGCGCUUCUCACCCUCGUGUGCCUGCUACGCGUCGCCGCCACCGCCCUCGUGGCCUGCAGCUUCGCCCGGGCGGCGUGGAGGGUGCGCGGCGAGCCUUGGGACCUGGCCUUCGUCGCCGGCUCCUGCGCCGUCCUCGCCGCGCUCUUCUGGUGCCUCCGCCGCGCCGAGCGGCUCACGCCAGCCUCCCCCGCCGAGGAGAGGCGGCGGCUGCAGGUCGCCGUGUGGGCGCUGUCUACCGCGCUGAGCUGCGCGUUCGCGUACCGGAUAUCGCUGCUCAUGCCGAUCGCACUGGUGAUCGUCAUCUGGUGCAUGACAUCAAUCGUCGUGCUCAUGGGUUUCUAUAUGCUAGUGCUCUUCAAAGACCAACAGUAUGAAGCCCUGGACGACGUCGACUGCGAUGCCGCAGCCGGAGACGGCCAGGCCUUAAAGAAGAUAAACAAUUCUGAUGAAUUGGUGUAGCAAGGGAAGUGGCUACAGAAAACAAUGAUAACGUUUUACCAUGUGGUCAAUAAUUUGCCGAAUAGCAACAAUUGUUAGGCUAGUAUUUUAAACUCAUUUGUAUACAUGUAUAUACACACAUUCCGAUUGUAUGUUUGCUCAUUCACCUUAUAAGAGAUGUGAGAAUCAUAACUAAGCAAGUGAAGCACAUUUUACUCUAAA